CGACAGAUGAACUCGGGUGGGGGUUUGGCUGUAGAGGCACCGGUUACAUAGCGCUGGGUGCGGUGUGUCCUUGGGCUGAGUCCGCAACUUUGCCAGGAGUCGAGCGACCAGAGCGCGUGGCUGCCUUUCGCGCCUUCCCUCGCUUUACCUGCAUUGAUAAUGGGAGACGUUGAGAAGGGCAAGAAGAUCUUUGUUCAGAAGUGUUCACAGUGCCACACUGUUGAAAAAGGGGGCAAGCACAAGACUGGCCCAAAUCUGCAUGGUCUGUUUGGGCGGAAGACUGGUCAAGCUGAAGGUUUCUCUUACACAGCAGCCAACAAAAGCAAAGGUAUAAUUUGGGGCGAAGAUACACUAUUUGAGUACUUGGAAAACCCCAAGAAGUAUAUUCCUGGAACUAAGAUGAUCUUUGCUGGCAUUAAGAAGAAAACAGAGAGAGACGAUCUAAUAGCAUACCUUAAGGAAGCCACUGCUAAGUAAUGGCUGCUUGCUGCCUUAUUUAUUUCCCCCAACAACAGGAAAUGAUGCUCUGUGAUGAGAUUGGUUCUUAAACUUUGUAUUUUUACAUGCGUUGAAUCUAACACUUCAAAAAUCUUUCUUGUCAGCCAGAGAACUUUGAUCAUGAGUGGUUAUCAAAAUGUAUGCACAUGUCUUCGUCAUAAUUUAUAGAGUUGUGUAAUCAGCCUUGAAGACAGGGUGACUGCCAUGUUUCCUGAUCAUGUAAUUAAAACACCUUCAGUA
Messenger RNA from Varanus komodoensis (Komodo dragon), 738 nucleotides. RefSeq names its product cytochrome c. Gene Ontology annotation, biological process: mitochondrial electron transport, cytochrome c to oxygen; mitochondrial electron transport, ubiquinol to cytochrome c. Bases 160 to 477 code for a protein of 105 amino acids. Gene Ontology annotation, cellular component: mitochondrial intermembrane space. The transcript is spliced from 3 exons. NCBI's taxonomy places the organism in Eukaryota, Metazoa, Chordata, Lepidosauria, Squamata, Varanidae. Gene Ontology annotation, molecular function: heme binding; electron transfer activity. The record is from RefSeq and is a predicted model, not a curated record.